AUGUCUCGCAUCUGGAACCAAGUCUUCGAUCAUCUGCGGCACCAGGCCGAAUUCAACCCAGAAUGGCGAACCACACCAUUGUGGGAAUACUUUUUCAACAAAUCUACAUUCGCCCAUGACCGUUUCAUAGAAGGCGAUCGGAGGCGUGUCGACCUUGUCGUCGAGACGAUGGGCAUCAGGGAAUGGGAGCCUUUGCUCUUUGUGGAGGCUAAGCGGACAAUGGCUUCGGUUGACGACAUCACAACUGUGGAAUUCCAGGCGUUCACUGCCGCCUGUGCAUGCUCCGUCCAGAACAAAUUCCGCCCUGUUUGGGCGAUGACCAUCGUCGGCAGCAAGGCACGGCUGUGGACAUACUCCUUUGAAAGCGACUAUCUCAUUCCAUUUGAGCCCAAAGGCCAAGGCUUAUCAACAUUGGGUGAAUACCUGGAGCUAUCUACCGAUGGCCAGAGAAUUGUCAACGCUUUGGGGUACAUAGAGCGGAACCCAAUACCCCCGGACCACUUGCUCAAGGCGCCCUCAACCCCCAGGCCAGCCAACCCACAACUGCCCCCUGACUGGCACGCCGACGAAGUUGACAUGGCGGAUGAAUAUCGCAUGGUGACCCUCAGGCCGGCCCUUCAGAGCAGUAUUAUGGCUAAGAUGACCUGUAAGAAGUGGAAGUGA
Messenger RNA from Dichotomopilus funicola, 663 nucleotides. RefSeq lists its product as uncharacterized. The record is from RefSeq and is a predicted model, not a curated record. The transcript is spliced from 3 exons. NCBI's taxonomy places the organism in Eukaryota, Fungi, Ascomycota, Sordariomycetes, Sordariales, Chaetomiaceae. The coding region runs from base 1 to 663 and encodes 220 amino acids.